AUGGCGACCGCAGCGUCCAACCACUACAGCGUCCUGACUACCCCCAGCAGCGCGCCGCCGCCGCACUCGGAGUCCGGGAGCAUGCAGCAGGCAGCGGCGUACAGGGACGCGCACACCCUGCUCCAGAACGACUACACGCUACCGGGCAGCGGUCAUCCCCUCAGCCACGCGCACCAGUGGAUAACGGCUCUGUCGCACGGGGACGGGGCUCCGUGGCCGUCGAGUCCCCUCGGAGAGCAGGACGUGAAGCCCAUUCUACAGAGCGACCGGGAGGAGCAGCAGAAUUCCGCUAGUCUACAGCAACAGCAGCAGCAGCGACACCCUCACCUAGCGCACCAGGCGCAUCACGACGCCAGGGCAUGGCGAACGAGCACGGCCACCACGCACAUCCCCGGUAUGGCGACGUCUGACGGCCAGAGCCUGGUGUAUUCCCAGUCUGGGUUCGGCCUGGGGGGACCAGAGCAGAUGCACCACCAUUCCUUGCGGGACGAAGACCACCACAGCCACAGCCCGCACCUGAGCGAGCAUGGAGGUGGGGGACAGUCGUCUCUCUCGCACCACCAGCACGGGGGACACCCCGACCACUCGGACGAGGACACGCCAACUUCAGACGACCUGGAGCAGUUUGCCAAGCAGUUCAAGCAGCGGCGCAUCAAACUGGGCUUUACCCAAGCUGACGUGGGGCUGGCGCUCGGAACCCUGUAUGGAAAUGUAUUUUCCCAGACCACUAUCUGCAGGUUCGAGGCGCUUCAACUAAGCUUCAAAAACAUGUGUAAACUCAAACCACUGCUUAACAAGUGGCUGGAGGAGGCGGAUUCCACCUCCGGGAGCCCCACCAGCCUAGAUAAAAUCGCGGCUCAGGGGAGGAAGAGGAAAAAGAGAACCUCCAUCGAGGUGGGCGUCAAGGGGGCUUUGGAGAGCCAUUUUCUCAAAAGUCCCAAACCCGGUGGCGCAGAGAUCACCUCCAUAGCGGACAGCCUGCAGCUGGAGAAAGAAGUGGUGAGGGUUUGGUUUUGUAACAGACGGCAGAAAGAGAAGAGGAUGACGCCCAUUGGAGGACAGUUACCUGGAACUGAGGACAUGUAUGGGGACACACCACCUCACCACGGCGCUCAAACCCCUGUACAAUGA
Messenger RNA from Salvelinus namaycush (lake trout), 1131 nucleotides. Its product is annotated as POU domain, class 3, transcription factor 2-like. NCBI's taxonomy places the organism in Eukaryota, Metazoa, Chordata, Actinopteri, Salmoniformes, Salmonidae. The coding region runs from base 1 to 1131 and encodes 376 amino acids. The record is from RefSeq and is a predicted model, not a curated record. Gene Ontology annotation, cellular component: nucleus. Gene Ontology annotation, biological process: brain development; regulation of transcription by RNA polymerase II. The transcript has a single exon. Gene Ontology annotation, molecular function: RNA polymerase II cis-regulatory region sequence-specific DNA binding; DNA-binding transcription factor activity, RNA polymerase II-specific.